AUGGUAUCGAUGGUCCCGCGGAAAUUAAGGCCGCGCCGGGCGAUGUCUGUUCCCCUUUGCAGAUUCUUCUUAAAAUUCUUCCUCAAGUGCAAUCAGAACUGUUUGAAAAACGCUGGUAACCCCAGGGACAUGCGUCGAUUCCAGGUGGUCAUCUGCACGACCAUCAACGUUGACGGCCAUGUGCUGGCUGUGUCUGACAACAUGUUCAUCCACAACAACUCCAAGCACGGCCGCAAGGCCCGGAGGCUGGACCCCUGUGAAGCAGCUACCCCGUGCAUCAAAGCCAUCAGCCCGAGUGAAGGUUGGACCACGGGAGGAGCCACUGUCAUCAUCAUCGGAGACAGCUUCUUCGAUGGUCUGCAGGUGGUGUUCGGAACCAUGCUGGUCUGGAGUGAGGUAGGUGCCCGUGUUGUCCCUGAGCAGAACGUAACCCGGACACUUUCUUUACCACUUCAUGUUUGUUCCUUGCAGGAGGUUCUGCUGAAGAGGGCUGCUGACUUGGUGGAAGCCUUGUACGGAAUGCCGCACACCAACCAGGAGAUCAUCCUGAAGAGGGCCGCGGACAUCGCAGAAGCUCUGUACAGCGUUCCGCGGAGCCACAACCAGCUGCCGCUGCUGGGCACCGCCUCCGGGCACGCCGGCAUGAUGGGGGUGAACUCCUUCGGUGGCCAAUUAGCCGUCAACAUCUCGGAGACUUCGCAGGCCAGCGACCAAGGUUACUCCCGCAACACCAACAGUGUCUCCCCACGGGGCUACGUGAGCAGCUCGACGCCGCAGCAGGGCGGCUAUGGCAGCGGCAGCAUGAACGGCUACGGUGGCAGCGCCAUGGGCAACCUGGGCAUACCGGGCUCCCCAAACUUCCUCAACGGCUCCACCGCCAACUCUCCCUACGCCAUCAAACAGAAGAGUGCGUUCGCCCCCGUGGUGCGGCCCCAGGCAUCACCUCCCCCCACCUGCACCGGCUCCACUGGGAACAGCAUGCAAGGUCGACAUUUGGGACUUUAUUCCCUUGGAGCCCAGGAGGAUGAGGGGUGAUCUUAUAGAGGCACACAGACGUCUCCAAAGACGGACAGCCAUGUCCGGUCUGAUAGUGCCGCCAAGAGGUUUGAAGAGCCGGCAGGAGAAGCAAGGAGCCUCAACAACGCGGGCAGCCCAUGCUGGAGGCAAUGCCAGAAUCACACCUUCCAUCAUUUGCACCCACAACCUAUCCUCCCUCCCCCCCUCCCCCCCCCUCCCCUCCCCCAACGUUCAAGAUAUUUCACCCCACUAUCAUAGUUUUGUUUCAACAGGGCGGCACGGUGGCGCAGUGGGUAGAGUUGCUGCCUUGCAGCAUUCACAACGCCAGAGACCCAGGUUCGAUCCUGGCCACGGGUGCUGCCUGUACGGAGUUUGUGCGUUCUCCCCGUGACCUGAUUGGGUUUUUCUCCAGUAACUUCCGUUUCCUCCCCCACUCCUAAGACGUACAGGCUUGUAGGUUAAUUGGCUCGGUACAAAUGUAAAAACAAAUUGUCCCCAGUGUGUGUGGGAUAGUGUUAAUGUGCGGGGAUCGCUCUCCGCUGCGGACUCGGUGGGCCGAAGGGCCUGUCUUCACACUGUGUCUCCAAACUAAACCAAACUAAGCCUCUGGACCAUUAGGGGAUGAUCAUUUCUGAAGCAAUUGAGAUAUUUUCAGUGAUUGUCCAUGAGUCUUCUAAUCUAAGGCAUCGAGCAGACUGAAGAAGGGUCUCGACCCAAAACGUCAUCCAUUCCUUCUCUCCAGAGAUGCAGCCUGGCCCGCUGAGUUACUCCAGCAUUUUGUGUCUAUUUAUGGAGUUGGACUGCAUGUUUCUCCACCCUCCCCUCACCCUCCGACCCCUCACCGUCCGACCCCUCACCCUCCGACCCCUCACCCUCCGACCCCUCACCCUCCGACCCCUCAGCCUCCGACCCCUCACCCUCCGACCCCUCACCCUCCGACCCCUCACCCUCCCACCCCUCACCCUCGGAACCUUCACCCUCCGACCCCCUCACCCUCCGACCCCUCACCAUCCGACCCCUCACCCUCCGACCCCUCACCCUCCGACCCCUCACCAUCCGACCCCUCACCCUCCGACCCCUCACCCUCCAACCCCUCAACCUCCGACCUCUCACCCUCCGACCUCUCAACCUCCAACCCCUCAACCUCCGACCCCACACCCACUGACCCCUCAACCUCCAACCCUCACCCUCCGACCCCUCACCCACUGACCCCUCACCCGCUGACCCCUCACCCUCCGACCCCUCAUCCUCCGACAUCUCACCCUCCGAUCCCUCACCCUCCGACCCCUCACCCUCCGACCCCAGGAGAAAGAAAGCGGGGCGGGAACCUGAGAGGGAAGCAAUGGGAAGGAAAGAAAAGCCUUCUGUGGAUCCAUAUUUACCCAAGCCAAUUAGUUCAUAAGGAAUAGUGGUAGAAUCAGGCCAUUCGGCCCAUCAAGUCUACUCCACCAUUCAAUCGUGGCUGAUCUAUCUCUCCCACCUAACCC
Messenger RNA from Amblyraja radiata (thorny skate), 2504 nucleotides. RefSeq names its product transcription factor COE3-like. Lineage: Eukaryota; Metazoa; Chordata; Chondrichthyes; Rajiformes; Rajidae. The transcript has 10 exons. Gene Ontology annotation, molecular function: DNA binding. The coding region runs from base 1 to 1035 and encodes 344 amino acids. The record is from RefSeq and is a predicted model, not a curated record. Gene Ontology annotation, biological process: regulation of DNA-templated transcription.